Molecule: messenger RNA, 1773 nt
Organism: Schistosoma rodhaini
Lineage: Eukaryota; Metazoa; Platyhelminthes; Trematoda; Strigeidida; Schistosomatidae
Source: the annotation of a GenBank genome assembly
GUGAAGUACGUGGUACCGCUCAUGUUGUAAUGCUGUUCGCGGAUGUCUUAGUUUAUUUUUUCACACUAUUCAUUGGUGUUUCUGCUAACGACACAAAAUCUUGUGCUGUUGCGGGAUUCACUUCGUUACUCAAAUGCUCUUCAUGUUCAGAGUUAAAGAAGUUCAAAUUAGAAAAGAUUGAAACAUCUUGUUUUCAGUGUUGUGAAGAUGAAGAUGUAUCUGGAAUUUCUAAGAAAUAUGCUUUCGCAGAACUAGUAACGUGCUCCUGAUCUUUAGAACGCUAUCCUCAAGUACUUGGUAAGUUUUUAUUCACAGGAGAUAGGAAUCGUUAAGACUCGGUGAUGUUAAAGUCCGCUAAUUACUCACCAUGGAGUAUAUGGUAGUUGUUAGUUGGUCCAAAUUUUCGAUAUUCACAAGUCUGUACUAUGUCUGAAUUAUUAUCGUAAGCAUAUAUGUUUUCUAAAAUCAAACCUACACUGCACUGUGCCUAUUUUAAUCGAAUAUCUCAAAUUCACCUAAAGCAAAGAAAAUUAUGGUCGAGAGGAGAUUCAUUCAGUGAGAAUAGUAUUAAGGUUCUGAUUAUGUAAAAAUAUUCGCUUAUCUGAUUAGCCGUAACCGUCUUUGAUACAGCCUUUCAUGGAGGUACGCUGCACGACAUAAGUAUCUACAUGGUUUCUACGUCUUUAGGAAAUAUCUCCAUUUGGUAUGGAUAUUUUAUCACAUUCAAAAUGUGAGUCUUUUGUGUAUAUAUCGUGUCUUAAUCGUACAAAUAACACAAAGGCUUGUCCCAAAUCAUGAUUAGGUAGGAUGUGGGGUUUCUCUGCUAUAUUUCGUUUCUCAAGCUAUUUUAUUUGUCAAUCUUGCGUUACUUCUCUCGUUUUGUAAAUACUAACCUAACUUGAAUACAUCUAUGUGUUCAGCUCACUUUGGUCGUGAAUCUCUUCAUUGUGUAUGAAGCGUUAUGUUCUGCGUCCUAAAAGUUUAAGACGAAAAAUGGCAAUACUGUAAGACUCAGAUCUACUACAACAAACGUUUUUCUCAAACCAUGAAGUUAUUUUGGUAAAACUAACCGCUUAUUGGGUUGUUUGAGGGAAUCUAACCAUCUUUGCAAUUAUAACCAUUUAGUGAUCUUUUUAGCUAUAAUUAACUCCAAAUUAAUUAGGGAUAAAUCAUCCUAACGUCCAAACCACAAGUAAACCUAUCGUUUGUUUUGGGAAAUCCAUUUUUUAGCAUUCAUUGACAGCAAGGAUCGGAAGAGUAUGACUAAUCUGAAAGUGGUAUACGAGAGAGGUCAUAGACCUACAAUCCGCAUGCUCAAUGAGAAACGACAAGUGCAAGAAGAGAUUCCUAUCGACACUUGGGAUAGCGAUACAAUAUUAGAGUUUGUUAAUGAACGCAUCAUUAAGCAAUAAGGUUGUCAACAGUUUUUCAUAUGCACUCGUGACUUGUAUGAUGAUGCAUGAACUAAAUCUCAUAUGUGAGGUGUUCUGUAUUUGAUGUUUAGUCCAGAGUGCUAUUGAUUAGUCUGUAAUUGUUUAUACUGUUUCUUCACCUUCUUGUAAACCAUUUCUAUUGUUUGUAUUCAAACUUGGUGCAACAAAUAACUUUUGUGUCAUGUGCUUGUAUAAAGUAAUAUUAAUUUUCAAAAGUGCAAUGUAUUUCGUAAUCUUUUGUUUUUCUUCGGAUCAACACCAUCGAUUAUUUUAAGACUUGUUCUAAUAAACAAAUGUCUAUGUACUUGCUAAUGAUUUGGGACAUACAAGUACUGUUAUA